Messenger RNA from Enhydra lutris kenyoni (northern sea otter), 9824 nucleotides. Its product is annotated as tenascin XB. The coding region runs from base 197 to 9634 and encodes 3145 amino acids. Gene Ontology annotation, molecular function: protein binding. The record is from RefSeq and is a predicted model, not a curated record. The transcript has 35 exons. NCBI's taxonomy places the organism in Eukaryota, Metazoa, Chordata, Mammalia, Carnivora, Mustelidae.
GUUGUCGCUGCUGAGAUCGACGGUUGGGUCGCAGCUCAGUGAGCCCCUGCUGCAGGAAACAAGCAAGGGGACCUCCAAGGAGCUCGGGCUGCCGAGGCACGAUAGCCCUACUCUAUCUUGAGAACUCCCUUCCCAAGGUCAGGAACAGAGCAGGUGCAGAGGCACUGCAGUCGCCUGUUGCCCAGCCUCCUGAGUGAUGCCAGCCCAACGGUUCCUAAUCUCCAGACUGGCCCUGUUGGUACUGCUGGGCACAGUCAGAGCAGGCCCUUUCUCUCCACGGUCCAAUGUGACACUCCCAGCCCCUCGGCCUCCUCCCCAGCCAGGGGGCCGCACAGUGGAGCCCGUUGGGGGAAGCCCCUCUUCUCGGCUUUAUGAACACACCGUGGAAGGAGGGGAGAAGCAGGUGGUUUUUACCCACCGAAUCAACCUGCCGCCUUCAGCCAGCUGUGGUUGUCCCCCGGGCACAGAGCCCCCUGUUCCUGCUUCAGAGGUACAGGCCUUGAAGGUCCGGCUAGAGAUCCUGGAGGAGCUGGUGAAGGGGCUCAAGGAACAGUGCGCUGGAGGAUGUUGUCCCGCUGCAGCCCAGGCUGGCACAGGCCAGACAGAUGUCCGCAGCCUCUGCAGUCUCCAUGGCGUGUUUGACCUGAGCCGCUGUGCCUGCUCCUGCGAGCCAGGCUGGGGUGGGCCCACCUGCUCAGACCCCACAGGCGCUGGGGUGCCCCCCUCCACCCCACCCUCAGUCUCCGGGUCCUGCCCAGAUGACUGCAACGAUCAGGGUCGCUGUGUCCGCGGGCGCUGCGUGUGCUUCCCUGGUUACAGCGGCCCCAGCUGUGGCUGGCCCUCCUGCCCCGGGGACUGCAACGGCCGUGGGCGCUGCGUGCAAGGCGUAUGCGUGUGCCGCGCGGGCUUCUCCGGGUACGACUGCAGCCAGCGCUCCUGCCCCCGGGGCUGCAGCCAGAGGGGGCGCUGCGAGGACGGGCGCUGCGUGUGCGACCCCGGCUACACUGGCGAAGACUGUGGGAAGAGGAGCUGCCCCCGGGGCUGUAGCCAGAGGGGGCGCUGCGAGAACGGACGCUGCGUGUGCGACCCCGGCUACACUGGCGACGACUGCGGGGUGAGGAGCUGCCCACGGGGGUGCAGUCAGAGGGGGCGCUGCGAGGACGGGCGCUGCGUGUGCGACCCCGGCUACACCGGCGACGACUGCGGCUCGCGGAGCUGCCCGUGGGACUGUGGCGAGGGCGGACGCUGCGUGGACGGCCGCUGCGUGUGCUGGCCCGGGUACGCGGGCGAGGACUGCAGCACCCGGACGUGCCCGCGGGACUGCCGGGGCCGCGGGCGCUGCGAGGACGGCGAGUGCAUCUGCGACUCAGGGUACAGCGGGGACGACUGUGGAGUGCGCAGCUGCCCAGGCGACUGCAACCAAAGGGGCCACUGCGAGGACGGCCGCUGCGUGUGCUGGCCAGGGUACACGGGGCCCGACUGCGGCUCGCGCGCCUGCCCCCGCGACUGUCGGGGCCGCGGACGCUGCGAGAACGGCGUCUGCGUGUGCAACGCGGGCUAUAGCGGCGAGGACUGCGGCGUGCGCAGCUGUCCUGGGGACUGUCGCGGCCGGGGCCGUUGCGAGAGUGGCCGCUGCGUGUGUUGGCCCGGGUACACAGGUCGGGACUGCGGCACGCGCGCCUGCCCUGGCGACUGUCGUGGGCGCGGGCGCUGCGUGGACGGCCGCUGCGUGUGCAACCCCGGCUUCGCGGGCGAGGACUGCGGGAGCCGUCGGUGCCCUGGGGACUGCCGCGGGCGGGGCCGCUGCGAGGAUGGCGUGUGCGUGUGCAACGCGGGCUACGAGGGAGAGGACUGUGGCGUGCGCAGCUGCCCAGGAGGUUGCCACGGCCGCGGCCAGUGCCACGACGGGCGCUGCUUGUGUGACGAUGACUACUCGGGCGAGGACUGCAGCAUAAAUAGGUGCCCCCGCGACUGCAGUCAGCAUGGCGUGUGCCAGGACGGCGUGUGCACCUGCUGGGAGGGCUACGCCGGCGAGGACUGUGGCCUCCGUACCUGCCCCUCCAACUGCCACCAGCGCGGCCGCUGCGAGGAUGGGCGCUGCGUGUGCAACUCAGGCUACACCGGCCCCUCCUGCGCUACCCGCACCUGCCCAGCGGAUUGCCGGGGCCGGGGGCGCUGUGUGCAGGGAGUGUGCGUGUGCCACGUGGGCUAUAGCGGCGAGGACUGUGGGCAGGAAGAGCCUCCCGCCAGCGCCUGCCCUGGGGGCUGUGGGCCCCGGGAACUGUGCCGCGCUGGCCAGUGUGUAUGCGUGGAGGGCUUUCGAGGACCUGACUGCGCCAUUCAGACGUGCCCCGGGGACUGCCGUGGCAGGGGAGACUGUCGUGAGGGCAGCUGCGUCUGUCAAGAUGGUUAUGCAGGGGAGGACUGCGGGGAAGCACGGGUACCCAGCUCUGCCUCAGCCUAUGACCAGAGAGGACUGGCGCCCGGUCAGGAGUACCAGGUCACAGUCCGUGCCCUUCGAGGGACUAGCUGGGGCCCUCCUGCCUCUAACACCAUCACCACCAUGAUUGAUGGCCCACAAGACCUCCGGGUGGUGGCUGUGACACCAACUACACUGGAGCUCAGCUGGCUGCGGCCCCAGGCAGAAGUGGACCAAUUCGUGGUGUCCUAUGUCAGCGCUGGCAACCAGAGGGUGCGGCUGGAAGUGCCCCCAGAGGCGGAUGGGACAGUGCUGACUGACCUGAUGCCAGGCGUGGAAUAUGUAGUGACCGUCACGGCAGAGCGGGGCCGGGCAGUAAGCUACCCGGCUUCUGUCAGAGCCAACACAGAGGAGGGCGAGGAGGAGCCUGGGCCUGGGCCUAGCCUGCCGCAGCCCCCUCGGCGGGCGUGGGGCAACCUGACGGGCGAGCUGGGCCGCUUCCGCGGCACUGUGCAAGACCUGGAGCGCCACCUGAGGGCUCAUGGCUACCCACUGCGGGCCAACCAGACCUACGCGUCCGUGGCGCGCCACAUCCACGAGUACUUGCAGCGGCAGGUGCUGGGCAGUUCCGCCGACGGCUCACUACUGGUGUCCCUUGACGGGCUCCGCGGCCACUUCGAGCGCGUGGUGCUGCGCUGGUGGCCCCAGCCGCCUGCAGAGGGCCCUGGCGGGGAGCUGACCGUGCCGGGCACCACGCGCACCGUCAGCCUACCUGACCUCAGGCCCGGCACCACCUACCACGUGGAGGUCCACGGGGUGCGGGCAGGGCAGACCUCCAAGUCCUACGCCUUCAUCACCACCACAGCCACCGAUGAGCCUCCUCCCUCGGGCCCUUCCACGACUCAAGGGGUCCAGGCCCCGGAACUGCAGCAGCGUCCCCAGGAGCUGGGAGAGUUGAGGGUGCUGGGCAGAGACAAGACAGGGAAGCUCCGCGUUGCUUGGACUGCUCAGCCUGACACGUUUGCCCACUUCCAGCUCCACCUUCGGGUGCCGGAGGGGCCAGGAGUGCAUGAGGAACUACUGCCAGGGGACGUCCGCCAGGCUCUGGUGCCCUCACCCCCUCCUGGAGUCUCCUAUGAGCUGUCACUUCGUGGGGUCCCCCCGGAGGGCGAGCCCUCUGCCCCUCUCAUCUACCAAAGCAUUAUGGACAGGGAUGGGGCGAAGCCUGGGAAGCCCUUGGCCCAGCCACGCCUGGGCGAGCUGAUGGUGACUGACCCAACCUCCAACUCUCUGCUCCUGCACUGGACGGUCCCUGAGGGCGAGUUCGACUCCUUCGUGAUCCAGUACAAGGACAGGGAUGGGCCCCAGGUGGUACCUGUGGAGGGAUCCCAGCGCUCAGCCCGCAUCACUAACCUGGACAUCGGCCGCAAGUACAAAUUUGUGCUAUAUGGGCUCCUGGGCAAGAAGAGGCAUGGGCCCCUGGUGGCUGAAGCCAAGAUCCUGCCUCAGAGUGAUCCUAGCCCAGCGACUCCACCCCACCUCGGCAAGCUGUGGGUGACAGAUCCCACCCCAGACUCACUGCGCCUCUCCUGGACUGUCCCUGAAGGCCAGUUUGACUCCUUCGUAGUCCAAUACAGGGAUAGGGAUGGACAGCCCCAAGUGAUGCCCGUGGAAGGGCCCGAGCGCUCGGUCAUUGUCUCCUCGCUGGACCCUAACCACAAGUACAGAUUCACUCUGUUUGGGGUUGCCAACAAGAAGCGGCAUGGCCCCCUCACAGCCGAUGGGACCACUGCCUCAGAGCAGAGAGCGGAGUCCCUCCACCCAGAGUCCCCAGCGCAGCCCCUGCUGGGGGAGCUGUCAGUGACUCAGGCAAACCCAGACUCCCUGCGCCUGGCCUGGACCGUGCCCCAGGGCUCCUUUGACUCCUUCGUGGUCCAGUACAAGGAUGCACAGGGCCAGCCCCAGGUGGUGCCCGUCAGGGGGGAUGAGAACGAGGUCACCAUCCCAGGCCUGGAGCCCCACCGGAAAUAUAAGAUGAACCUCUACGGGCUUCAUGGCAGGCAGCGUGUGGGACCUGUGUCCGUGGUGGCCACCACAGCCCCCCAGGACCUUGUGGAGGAGACACCUAGCCCCACAGAACCCAGCACGGAGGCCCUGGAGCCCCCCGAGGAGCCCCUCCUGGGGGAGCUGACGGUGACAGGAUCCUCCCCAGACUCGCUGAGCCUCUCCUGGACCAUCCCCCAGGGCCACUUCGACUCUUUUACUGUCCAGUACAAGGACGGGGACGGGCGGCCCCAGGUGGUGCGUGUCAGGGGUGAUGAGAACGAGGUCAUCAUUGGGGGCCUGGAGCCGGGGCGCAGGUACAAGGUGCACCUGUAUGGCCUGCACGAGGGGCAGCGCCAGGGCCCACCUUCCACCGUCUCUGUCUCCGCUCCACACCCAGAAGAGACCCCAGCCACAGAGCCGCCCCUGGAGCCACGCCUGGGGGAGCUGACAGUGACCGAUGUGACCCCCAACUCCGUGGGCCUUUCAUGGACAGUCCCCGAGGGCCAGUUUGACUCCUUUGUGGUCCAGUACAAGGACAGGGACGGGCAGCCCCAGGUGGUGCCUGUGGCCGCAGACCAGCAUGAGGUCACCAUCCUGGGCCUGGAGCCUGCACGCAAGUACAGGAUGAACUUCUAUGGGCUACAUGAUGGGCAGCACAUGGGCCCCCUCUCUGUAGUAGCUGUGACUGCCCCAGCCACAGAGUCCCCCCAGGAGCCACAGCUGGGGGAGCUGACAGUGUUAGACAUGACCCCAGACUCCGUGACCCUCUCCUGGACGGUCCCCAAUGGUGAAUUCGACUCCUUCAUGGUCCAGUACAAGGACAGGGAUGGGCAGCCCCAUGUGGUGCCCGUGGCCGCAGACCAGCAUGAGGUCACCAUCCCCGGCCUGGAGCCCAGCCGGAAGUACAAGUUCCUGGUCUAUGGGCUUCAGGAUGGGAAGAGACGCAGCCCAGUCUCUGUAGAGGCAAAAACAGCUGCCCAAGGUGACGCCAGCCUCAAGGCCCGCCCCCGCCUGGGGGAGCUAUGGGUGACAGAUCCCACCCUGCACUCACUACACCUCUCCUGGACUGUGCCCGAGGGCCAUUUUGACUCCUUUGUGGUCCAGUUCAAGGACAGAGAUGGGCCCCACAUGGUGCCCGUGGAAGGCCACGAGCGCUCGGUCACCGUCACCCCUCUGGACCCUGGUCGCAAGUACAGAUUCCUCCUUUAUGGGCUCCUGGGCAAGAAGCGCCAUGGCCCCCUCACUGCUGAAGGCACCACAGAGCUCAGGAGUGGUGUGGAUGAUGCUAGAACAAAGCACCCCCCAAAGCCCCGUCUCGGGGAAGAACUACAGGUGACCAGCGUGACACCAGACUCUGUGAGCCUCGCGUGGACGGUCCCUGAGGGCCACUUUGACUCCUUUGUGGUCCAGUACAAGGACAGGGACGGGCAGCCCCAGGUGGUCCCUGUGGAGGGCAGCCUCAGGGAGGUCAGCGUCUCUGGCCUGGACCCAGCCCGCAGGUAUAAGCUGCUGCUGUACGGGCUGUACCAGGGCAAGCGUGUGGGUCCCAUCUCUACCAUCGCCUUGACUGCCCCCAGAGAAGAUAUCGAAGCCGAGGCCCCAAGUCCUCCAGGGCCUGAGCCCCGCCUAGGGGAGGUAACUGUGGAGGAAGCAACACCAGACACCUUGCAUCUCUCCUGGACCGAGACUGAGGGCGAUUAUGACUCCUUCGAGGUCCACUACACAGACCAAGAUGGGCAACUCCAAGUGGUCAGGAUAGAUGGUGACCGGAAUGAUGUCAUCCUCUCUGGACUGGAAUCUGAGCACAGAUACCUAGUGAACCUGUACGGUUUCCGUGGCCAGCAGCGCGUGGGUCCUGCCCACAUUGAGGCCCUAACAGCUCCAAGGGAAGAGGAGGAUGAACCUUCAGAACCUCCCACCAAGCCCCGCCUAGGGGAGCUGGCCGUGACCGACGCCACCUCCGACUCCCUGCACCUCUCCUGGACCGUCCUCAAGGGCCAGUUUGACCACUUCCUGGUGCAGUACAAGAACGGGGACGGGCAGCCCAAGGCGGUGCGCGUCCCGGGGUAUGAGGAGGGGGUCACUGUGUCAGGCCUGCAGCCAGACCACAAGUACAAGAUGAACCUGUAUGGCCUGCACGGGGGGCAGCGCCAGGGCCCCGUGUCCACUGUGGGCAUCACUGGCUCCCUACCCACAGAGCCCCCUGUAGCACCCCGCCUGGGGGAGCUGGCUGUAGCAGCCGUGACCUCCGAUACAGUGAGCCUCUCGUGGACAGUGGCCCAGGGUCUCUUCGACUCCUUCCUGGUCCAGUACAAGGAUGUGCAGGGGCAGCCCCAGGCGGUGCCUGUGGGCGGACACCUCCAUGAGAUCACAGUAUCGGGCCUGGACCCGGCCCGCAAGUACAAGUUCCUGCUCUUUGGCCUCCGGGAUGGGAAACGCCAUGGCCCAGUGUCUGCAGAGGCAAAGACAAUCUCAGACAUGAAAUCUCCCCGCCUCGGGGAGCUGACAGUGACAGACGUGACCCCAGACUCCAUGACCCUCUCCUGGACGGUCCCUGAAGGUGAAUUAGACUCCUUCGUGAUCCAGUACAAGGACAGGGACGGGCAGCCUCGAGUGGUGCCCGUGGCCGCAGACCAGCGCGAGGUCACCAUCCCCAGCCUGGGGCCCGGCCGGAAGUACAAGUUCCUGCUCUAUGGGCUGGCAGGCAGGAAGCGCCUGGGCCCCAUCUCUGCCGAUGGUACCACAGCUCCCCUGGAGAAGGAGCGGCAGCGCCCACCCCGCCUCGGGGAGCUGACAGUGACAGAUGGGACCCCAGACUCCCUGCGCCUCUCAUGGACAGUGGCCCAGGGCACGUUUGAUUCCUUUGUGGUCCAGUAUAGGGACCCAGCUGGGCAGCCCCAGGCAGUGCCUGCAGCCAAAGACCAGCGGGAAGUCACCAUAGAGGGUCUGGAGCAUGGCAGGAAAUACAAGUUUCUGCUGUAUGGGCUCCACGGGGGACAGCGCCUGGGCCCCGUCUCUGUCCUGGGAGUGACAGCCCCGGAAGUGGACACGCCAGGCCCCUGGCACCCUGCCACAGAGGCUCCUGAGCCCCCUGCAGGGCCCCAGCUGCAGACACUGGCAGUGAGCGACAUAACCCCAGACUCCCUGCGCCUCUCGUGGAGUGUGGCCCAGGGCCCCUUUGACUCCUUCGUGGUCCAGUAUCAGGACACAGAUGGGCAGCCCCAGGCCUUGCUUGUGGACGGCAACCAGAACAAGGUGCAAGUGUUAGGCCUGGAGCCCAGCACCUCCUACACAUUCUUCCUCUACGGCCUCCACGAAGGGAAGCGCCUGGGGCCUGUCUCCACUGAGGGCACCACAGGGCCUGCUCCUGCUGGCCUGACCCCCGGGGAGACAGGGCCCCGCCUGUCCCAGCUGUCCGUGACCGAUGUGACCACCAGUUCCCUGCGGCUCAACUGGGAGGCCCCCUCAGAGGCCUUUGACUCCUUCCUGCUCCGCUUCGGGGUCCCAUCGCCAAGUACCCUGGAGCCACACCCGCGUCCCCUGCAGCAGCGGGAGCUGACAGUGCCAGGGUCACGGCGCUCGGCUGUGCUCCGGGACCUGCGCCCAGGGACCCUGUACAGCCUGACAUUGUAUGGGCUGCGGGGGCCCCAUAAGGCCGACAGCAUCCAGGGCACAGCCCGCACCCUCAGCCCAGUUCUGGAAAGCCCCCGUGACCUCCAGUUCAGCGAAAUUGGGGAAACCUCGGCCCAGGUCAGCUGGAUACCUCCAGCAUCCAGAGUGGACAGUUUCAAAGUUUCCUACCAGCUGGCAGAUGGAGGGGAGCCUCAGAGUGUGCAGGUGGACGGCCGAGCGCGGACCCAGAAACUCAAGGGGCUGAUCCCAGGCUCUCACUAUGAGGUGACUGUGGUCUCUGUCCGUGGCUUUGAGGAGAGUGAGCCUCUCACAGGCUUCCUCACCACAGUUCCUGACGGCCCCACCCAGCUCCGAGCGCUGAACUUGACGGAGGGAUCCGCUCUGCUGCACUGGAAGCCCCCCCAGACCCCUGUAGACAAGUACAAAGUCCGGGUCACAGCCUCAGGGGCCCCCUCACUACAGGGCUCGGCCCCUGGCACUGCUGUGGAGUACCCUCUGAGUGGCCUUGAGCUCCACACCAACUACACGGCAACUGUGCGUGGUCUUCGGGGCCCCAAUCUCACCGCCCCGGCCAGCGUCACCUUCAAUACAGGGCUGGAGGCCCCCCAGGACUUGGAGGCCAAGGAAGUGACCCCACGCACAGCCCUGCUCACUUGGACUGAACCCCAAGUCCUGCCGACUGGCUACCUGCUCAGUUUCAACACCCCUGGUGAACAGACCCAGGAAAUCCUGCUCCCAGGAGGGGUCACCUCACACCGGCUGCUGGGCCUCUUUCCCUCCACCCCCUACAGCGUGUGGCUCCGGGCUAUGUGGGGCGAGAGCCUCACACCGCCGGUGUCCACCUCCUUCAUCACUGGUGGACUUCCAAUCCCCUUUCCUCGGGACUGUGGGGAAGAGAUGCAGAACGGAGCCAGCUCCUCGAGGCCCACCACCAUCUUCCUGAAUGGGAACCGAGAGCGGCCCCUGGAUGUGUUCUGUGACAUGGAGACCGAUGGGGGUGGCUGGCUGGUGUUCCAGCGCCGCAUGGAUGGACAGACAGACUUCUGGAGGGACUGGGAGGACUACGCCCACGGCUUUGGCAACAUCUCUGGGGAGUUCUGGCUGGGCAACGAGGCCCUGCACAGCCUGACGGCAGCGGGCGACUACUCCAUGCGCGUGGACCUGCGGGCCGGGGACGAGGCCGUGUUCGCACAGUAUGACUCCUUCCGGGUGGACUCAGCCACGGACUACUACCGCCUUCACCUGGACGGCUACCAUGGCACGGCAGGGGACUCCAUGAGCUACCACAGUGGCAGCGUCUUUUCUGCCCGGGAUCGAGACCCCAACAACCUGCUCAUCUCCUGCGCCGUCUCGUACCACGGGGCAUGGUGGUAUAAGAACUGCCACUAUGCCAACCUCAACGGGCUCUACGGGAGCACCGUGGACCACCAGGGGGUGAGCUGGUACUACUGGAAGGGCUUUGAGUUCUCUGUGCCCUUCACGGAAAUGAAGCUGAGACCAAGAAGCUACCGGCCCCCAGCGGCCCAGAGAGGCUGACCGCUCACCUCUCCAGCGCCCCAGAAUGACUGCCGAGCACUGAGGGGUCGCGCUGAGAGAAGAGCCAGGGGCCACCGUCACCACCCAGCCACCAGAGGGAGCCUUCUCCAUCUGCGAUCUCACAGCACCAUGUUUACAGGGGGGAGGGCAGGGGUUUGUACGGGAAUAAUAUAAUAAAAGGAGAAACCGA